AUUUAAGGCUAGUGAUUUUUCAGAUUUGACAAAUGAAUAAAUAUUGGAAUUUGAUUCAUAUAUUUAAUUUAAUGAAAAACUGGUGUGAAUAUAUUUUAUGAGUGCUGAUGAUUUUCAGUACUUUUUAAUUAUAUAUUACGAUUGUGCUUAAGAUUUACAUGGUUAAUUACGUCAGGGAAUUAAAUAUUUUGAAGGUUACGUUUUGACAUUUUUUGACAGACAAGAAUAUGCGAGCAUCGCAUUUUAGAUCAUAAUUAUCUAGAAAAAAGUGGUAGUAUCCUGUUUUGCAAGAAAUAAUUCAUUCUUUGCUUUAAAUAGUUGAUUAUUUCAUGAAAAGUGUUUUAUGAAUAAAAUUUUUGUUAUUUUAUAAUCAACUAUUGAAAGGUGUGUCAUGUUAGCUCAUCUCUUGUAGUUCUUUAUUUAUUGUAUAUAUGACAACAAUUUAGAGGUUAGAAAGAAGUGACGAUUGUUCAUUUAAUUAGAAAAAAAAGGACAAAUUAUAGAAAUUGUCAAACGAAUCUUUAUAAACAAUGGCAGCGGGAACAACUUUACAGAAAGCCAUCGAUUUAGUCACUAAAGCUACUGAGGAAGAUAAAAAGAAGAAUUACGAAGAGGCUCUCAGGCUUUAUGAACAUGCUGUAGAAUAUUUUCUUCAUUCUCUUAAAUAUGAAGCACAAGGUGAUAGAGCAAAGGAGAGCAUCCGAUCAAAAUGUAAUCAGUAUUUAGAUCGUGCUGAGAAAUUAAAGGCACAUUUGAAAAAGGGAAAGAAAAAACCUGUUAAGGCUGGUGAAGAUGAUUCAAAAAGUGAAGAUAAAAAAAGUGACAGUGGCGAUAGUGAUACAGACAGCGAUCCAGAGAAAAAGAAAUUACAAACCAAACUAGAAGGCGCUAUAAUAAUGGAAAAACCAAAUAUUAAAUGGAGCGAUGUUGCUGGUCUUGAUUUAGCUAAAGAAGCAUUAAAGGAAGCUGUUAUCUUGCCUAUUCGAUUUCCUCAUUUGUUCACGGGGAAACGAGUUCCCUGGAAGGGAAUAUUACUAUUUGGGCCUCCAGGUACUGGUAAAUCAUAUUUAGCAAAAGCAGUAGCCACAGAAGCUGAUAAUUCGACAUUCUUUUCUGUUUCUUCGUCUGAUUUGGUGAGCAAAUGGCUUGGAGAAUCUGAAAAACUUGUGAAAAAUUUAUUUGAAUUGGCUCGACAUCACAAACCUAGUAUCAUUUUUAUCGACGAAGUUGAUUCUCUUUGUUCGUCACGAUCCGAUAACGAAUCCGAAUCGGCACGACGAAUAAAAACUGAAUUUCUAGUACAAAUGCAAGGCGUGGGAAAUGACAAUGACGGUAUUCUAGUCCUUGGAGCGACCAAUAUUCCUUGGGUUUUGGAUUCGGCUAUUCGAAGAAGAUUCGAAAAGAGGAUUUACAUUCCUCUACCGGAAUUACAAGCGCGAGCAAUAAUGUUUAAAUUACAUUUGGGAAAUACGUCACAUUGUUUGAGUGAUGAACAUUUUAAAGAACUUGCAGGCGCCACUGAAGGAUAUUCAGGAGCUGACAUAAGUAUCAUCGUUAGGGAUGCUUUAAUGCAACCGGUUCGACAAGUACAGACUGCGACUCAUUUUAAAAAAGUUCGUGGUCCAUCGCCUAAAGAUCCGUCCACAAUUGUCAAUGAUCUUCUCACUCCAUGUUCGCCUGGCGAUCCUGAUGCUAUUGAAAUGAAUUGGAUGGACGUGGAAGGGGACAAAUUAUAUGAACCUCCAGUUACAAUGAGAGAUAUGAUGAAAUCGUUGUCGACAACUCGACCAACAGUCAACGAGGAGGAUAUGGCGAAAUUAGAAAAGUUCAAGGAAGACUUUGGCCAAGAAGGUUGAUAUUAUUGGUAUUUGGCGAGAGAACAAGAGUUUUCAGGCACACGAAUACUUGAGUUGAUCACGCUUGCCUUAUUCCCUUCCUGGACAUCACUCUUUCUCACGACAAUUGAAUCGUCGUACCAUCUAGAAAGUAUAUCUCUUUGUCUCUUACAAUUUUACAGCAAGAGAUUUAAUUGCUAAAUACCACUUGUACAUUAUCUUUAUAGUUUUCUUUUCCUCCUCCUCCUUUCUCUCUCUCAGGUCGAAAACUCGUCGACACAUAAUAAAUAAGAAAGAUACUAUUUUUUGAGAUAAACGAACUUCGGACCUUUUAAAUGUCUUCUUUUUUUAAUCGCUGUACACUGUGUAGUGGAAUUAAAAAAAUAAAUAAAUGUACGAAGGACUGGAGAAAUUCGAAAAAAUGGAUUAUGCAUGAUAUAUAUAUAAAGGUACAGAUUAGAUAGGAAUUUUAAGAUAAAGUUGAUAAUAGAAGAAAGUAGAAUGUAAAACUGAUAGAUUCAAUGCUAAUGCAUAUUAAUCAUAUUUAACAUUUUAUUACAAAUUUUGUUACGCAUUUUUACUUUGCAGUUUAUCAGAUGGACUGAGAAAAAUUUUUUGCUAAAGAUCGCUUUUGAAAUGAAAGACAAAAAAAAAAAAGAGUUAUUUGAUCCACUUAAAAACUCUUAUACACCGAUGUAAAUGUAUGUGUGUUAUAAAUAAUCAGGACACUUGUUCUUAUGUAAAUUAUUUUUAUUGUUAACUAAAUAAAUAACAACUUAGACAUA
Leptopilina boulardi is the source of this 2620-nucleotide messenger RNA. It is a transcript of the gene Vps4, whose product is annotated as vacuolar protein sorting-associated protein 4. Gene Ontology annotation, molecular function: ATP binding; ATP hydrolysis activity. Gene Ontology annotation, biological process: vacuole organization; endosomal transport. The record is from RefSeq and is a predicted model, not a curated record. The coding region runs from base 531 to 1856 and encodes 441 amino acids. Lineage: Eukaryota; Metazoa; Arthropoda; Insecta; Hymenoptera; Figitidae. The transcript has 6 exons.